AGCCAAUGAGUGGACGUCUUGUAUGCCGGUCUCCCUCGCUCCAUGUGAGUAGCAUUUUGGCUGCUAAACGACCAGCUAACGCCAAACAUCAUGCUUCGUCGCGAGGUGAGACAGAGGAGGGAGUAUCUGUACAGGAAGGCACAAGAAGACCGACUGAGAACAAUAGAGGAGAAGAAACACAAGCUGAAGAAUGCCCUCGAUGAAAACAUUCUUCUUCCCACUGAUGUUCGUCGAGAAGCUCUGCAGCUGCAGAAACUGGUGGAGUACGACGAUGAAGGGGCAGAAGGUGUCAGCUCUCACAUGGAUGAUGAAUAUAAAUGGGCCGGAGUAGAAGAUCCUAAACUCAUGGUCACGACGUCCAGAGACCCGAGCUCCAGACUCAAGAUGUUUGCAAAGGAGGUGAAGCUGAUGUUUCCUGGAGCUCAGCGCAUGAACAGAGGAAACCACGAGGUCACCGCGCUGGUGAGAGCCUGCAAAGCCAACAACGUCACAGACCUCGUCAUCGUCCAUGAAACCAGGGGACAGCCAGACGGCCUGAUCGUGAGCCACUUGCCAUUUGGACCCACGGCGUAUUUCACACUCUACAACGUGGUGAUGAGGCACGACGUCCCGGACAUCGGCACCAUGUCGGAGGCUUACCCCCACCUCAUCUUUCACAACUUCUCCUCACAGCUCGGCAGGAGGGUGUCCAAUAUCCUCAAGUAUUUGUUUCCAGUGCCAAAGGAGGACAGUAGGCGUGUGAUCACGUUUGCCAACCAGGAGGAUUACAUCUCUUUCAGACAUCACACCUACAAGAAAACAGACCAUAAGAACGUUGAGUUGUCAGAAGUAGGACCGAGGUUUGAAAUGAAAUUGUACAUGAUCAAACUGGGCACUCUGGAGAACGAGAGCACGGCGGACGUGGAGUGGCGUCACCACGCGUUCACGCACACAUCCAAGAAGAGGAGGUUCCUCAGUGUGCAGUGAAGACGCCGUGAAGAGCCACAAAAACACUUGUUGGACUUUAAAAAAAGAUCUUAAAUUGUGGCGUUUAUGAUCACAAAUUUAAGAAUCAUUAUCAUCAAAGACUGUGAGGGUCAUACUGAAGAAAGAAAAAAACACAAUAUUAUCAGGGAAAAAAGUUAAAAUGUCACACAUUUUCCACGUUGUCAGUGGCGUUUGCCUGCGUCUGCACGAUGUGACGGCUCAUUCCCGUCAAUGCAGACACGAUACAUCAUACGGCUUCAGUUUAUCAUAAGAGACCAUGUCGUUAAGCAUCGGGCUCUCUGUUGUACUGACAAGAGAAACUGUUAAAACCUCUUUGAACGGCACACAGAUAAAAGUCGUGACACUGAUGCUGAUGUAUGAUAAGAUAAAGUAUUUCCUUCUUCGUGAAGCUCAAACUUAAAGUAUAACUUUAACAAGAUGCUCCACGAUCACAGCAGAUUUCUUUAUUCUUGUAAUAUUACUUUUCUUCAGUAUCGACCUAAUAAAUACUCAGUUUUAUAAUAAAA
This is a messenger RNA of Solea senegalensis (Senegalese sole), 1493 nucleotides long. It is a transcript of the gene imp4, whose product is annotated as IMP U3 small nucleolar ribonucleoprotein 4. Gene Ontology annotation, molecular function: snoRNA binding; rRNA primary transcript binding. Gene Ontology annotation, cellular component: nucleolus; Mpp10 complex; small-subunit processome. The record is from RefSeq and is a predicted model, not a curated record. Gene Ontology annotation, biological process: rRNA processing. Bases 91 to 966 code for a protein of 291 amino acids. Lineage: Eukaryota; Metazoa; Chordata; Actinopteri; Pleuronectiformes; Soleidae. The transcript has 9 exons.